Molecule: messenger RNA, 727 nt
Organism: Arabidopsis thaliana (thale cress)
Lineage: Eukaryota; Viridiplantae; Streptophyta; Magnoliopsida; Brassicales; Brassicaceae
Gene: MSP2
Product: microspore-specific promoter 2
Exons: 4
Coding region: 30-608 (192 amino acids)
Source: RefSeq, marked reviewed
AGAGAAAUCCCAAAAAAAUAACAAGUCUUAUGGAGACGAUUGAGCAACAAAAACAUUCACUCUCUUCUUUGCCUAUGCUCUCUAGGCUUGAACACUUGGAUUUCGUUAUAAAGAAUCUAGAGAGACAACAAAACCUUCCGAAAUGGAAAGACGAAAGCGCGCCUACCACGCGUGGGUUAAUCGAUAGAGGCACGGCGAUUAGAGAAGCGUAUUUCAAAGGAUCGUUACUAGAUCGAAUCGCGGCUUUGGAGACCAGACUUUUUCAGAUAUGUUUGGAGUUGGAAUCGAGCAGUGGAUCUUCUACUUCAACUGGAGGGUCUGGUGAAACAUCAAGCCAAAGGAUUAAGAGAGAUUUGACAAAGACAUUACCCAUUUUCAGUAGCAACAUUAAUCCUUUUCAUGUCCCCUUACAACAUCCACAAGACCUUCGGGAGAUGGAGGAGAAGAUUGAGGAAGAGAAAGAAGAAGAGAUCAAUGUAGAGAAGCCAUUACUGGAGAAGAAAAAUAAGAAGACUAAAAAGAAUGAUGCUAAUGAAACUUGCAAACCAAAGAAGAAGAAGACAAAAUCUCCCAAGAAAUGGUCUCGUUUUAGCUUAUUGGGCUGCUAAUUUUAUCUAAAAUUUCAUGGACUAUGCAUUAUUUCGUAUUUGUUUAAAUCUAAGUUUUUCUUUACCCAUCAAACUUUAGGAUUGUCGAGUUUUGCUUAAACUCUUUUUUUAUUGCUGUG